This is a messenger RNA of Coffea eugenioides, 3204 nucleotides long. Its product is annotated as probable disease resistance protein At1g62630. Gene Ontology annotation, molecular function: ATP hydrolysis activity; ADP binding. Bases 1 to 3204 code for a protein of 1067 amino acids. The transcript has 5 exons. The record is from RefSeq and is a predicted model, not a curated record. NCBI's taxonomy places the organism in Eukaryota, Viridiplantae, Streptophyta, Magnoliopsida, Gentianales, Rubiaceae.
AUGGAGGCACUUGGGAAUUUGGCAUUAGACAGAGGAAGGAGGUAUGUCAAUUUGGAUGAUAAUCUCAGGUCGCUCGAAAGGAAAUUGCGAAGAUUAGUUGGCAGAAAGUCUGACCUCGAGUCGCAAGUGACAGAUGCAGAAAGGUCAGGUACUAAGAAAAGGAAAAGGGAGGUUGAGAUUUGGUUUGAGGAGGUAGCAACAGUAGAAAAUGAAUUCGGUGCUUUGAAAAAAUGCAUACAGGAGGGUGGAUUCCUAGAGAGAGCAAUUAGCAGUGGGGAUAGAGUGGCGGCAAUGGAUGGAACUGUAGAAGACCUUAUUGAGCAAAGUAAGCAUUUUGAUGGGCUUUGGCUUGAGGCUUUUGAGAGCAGGGGUGAGCCACGAGUGACAACAAAAUUAUUUGGAGAAAAGUUUGACAGAGGUUUGAAAGCAAUCUGGGAAUGGUUGGUCAUUGAUAGCAUCUCAAUCAUUGGGAUUUACGGGAUGGGCGGUGUGGGCAAGACUACAUUGGCGAAACACAUCCAUAAUCAUCUCCUUGAUAAAACUCAAUUCAGGGUUUGUUGGAUUACUGUCUCUCAAGAAUUCAGCAUUAAAAGGCUGCAAGAUGACAUUGCUAAAUGGCUAAGGCUUGAUCUGUCAAACGUGGGUGAUGAGGAUAGCAGGGCAGCCAUUUCUGUAGAUAUAUUUAGAAAAGCACUGAAGCAGUCUGUCCUCAUACUCGAUGAUGUUUGGCAAGAAUUUUCUUUUGAAAAGAUUGGAAUUCCUCUUGGUGCAAACAAAUGCAGAGUGAUCUUGACUACUAGAUCACUGGUAUUAUCCAAUAGGAUUAGCUGUCAAAGGGUAUUUGAAGCUAAAACUUUGGCUACAAAUGAAGCUUCGGAUUUGUUCAAACAUACACUCGACCCUAAGACAGUGCUUCGUGGAGAUGUGGAAGGUAUUGCCAAGUCCAUUGUGAAAGAGUGUGAUGGUUUGCCUCUUGGUAUUAUCACAGUGGCUGGGAGCAUGAGAGGUAUGAGCGACAUCUGUGAGUGGAGAAAUGCAUUGGAACAAUUAAAAGCAUGUUUGGUAGGGCAUGAUGAGAUGGAACGAGAUGUGUUUCCCAUUCUGGAAUGGAGUUUCAAUCGCCUAGAUAAAUAUGAAAGAAAUUGCUUCUUGUAUUGCUGUCUUUAUCCGGAAGAUUGGAAAAUAAAAAGAAAGGAACUAAUAGACCUAUUUAUUUGGGCCGAGCUGAUGCCAAAAUGGAACUCAAGGUCAGAAGCAUUUGAUCAAGGUCACACAAUAUUAAACAAACUGAUAAAAAUUUGCUUGCUAGAAAUAACUACAGAUUUCACAGGGAAUGACUGUGUGAAGAUGCAUGAUUUGGUCAGAGAUAUGGCAUUAAGGAUCACGAAUGCAACCUCCAAACUAGAGAUGAGCAGAGAUGAUGUACCACGAUUCUUGGUGAAAAGCUUAGGACAGGAAGAUUCAAAAGUAACACAGGAAGAAUGGACAGCAGAUCUCCAUGCAGUCUCCUUUCAUUCAUCUUCAUAUGACAUAGAAAUUCCACCAGCCUGGUCACCAAAUUGUCCUAAGCUCUCAACCUUGCUUCUUUCUCGGGCUUCCAUAAAAGAAAUCCCAGAUUCAUUCUUUCGGCACAUGUGUGGACUUAAAGUUUUGAAUCUAUCUCAGUGCUAUGGUAUAACAAAGCUGCCUAAUUCUGUUUCAGACUUGCUCAAGCAAUUGAGGGAAUUGGAUCUAUCAUCGACAAAGAUUGAGGAUUUACCUGAAGGUUGGGAGUCAUUGGUCAACCUCGAAAGGCUUAACUUGGAUGAGUGUUGGGCCGUAAGACAAAAGAUAAUACCAAAAGGGACAUUUUCCCAAUUUCACCGUCUUCAAUGGUUAUUAUUGCCACCCUAUGGUAGGGUACAAGUUAAUGAUCCAGAAGUGUUGAACCAAUUAGAAAGUUUUAAAGGAUGUUUGUCUUUUACGGACUUCUAUAAAAUUAUUCGGUGGCCAAAAUACUUUUAUGUUUAUGUCAAUGACAGGUUAACUGAGGGUCCGUUUUAUGAUUAUGAGGACCAGAAACAGCAUUUCCAUCAGUGUAAGCUUGGUAGAGGAUCCAACAAUCUGCCAGAUAAUAUCAAAAUUCUGAUGAUCGACGACUGUGAGGGCAUGGGCAUUAGGUGCUUGUCAGACGUUUUUAGGAAUUUUAUAAAUUUAAGCCACUUAUCUGAAUUGUUUAUUGAGGAUUUGGUUGGAAUAGAGUUCCUCUGGCAAUUGUCCUCUGCUUCUCCACGUGAUCAGUUGGAAGUCUCGUCUUUUAGUCCACUCCGUGAUCUCGAAUUGCUACACCUCUCCUGGUUGCCAAAUCUGGUUGGUCUUUUCUACGGAGAGUCAGAACCAUCAUAUUUGCUUCCAGCUGGCACCUUUUCUUCACUUAAAAUAUUGGAGAUUUCUGAAUGUCACAACAUGAAGCAGCUAUUCACGGUGCAGCUGCUGCAGAACCUUCAAAAUCUUGAAAUAUUAGAAGUUAAUGAUUGUGAAGGACUGGAGGAGAUAGCAGCAGAUGGCAAUGGAGUAGGACAAGGAGGAGGAGAAGGCAUCCAAUUGACUUCAAGUGAAGCCACCACCGCUGUCAUCCUUCCAAAAUUAAAGUCGUUGGGUCUGGGUAGCCUGCCACAACUGAAGAGCAUUUGCAAGAGAGCCAUGAUCUGCGAAUCAAUCCGAUCCAUUAAUAUAGCACAUUGUCCAAAUUUAAAGAGGCUGCCUUCGUUUCUUCCUACCAUCAACGGACCACCAUAUUUGCUUCCAGCUGGCACCUUUUCUUCCCUUAAAAAAUUGAGCAUUUCUGGAUGUCACAACAUGAAGCAGCUCUUCACAGUACAGUUGCUGCAGAACCUUCAAAAUCUUGAGGCAUUAGAUGUUGAAGAUUGUGGGGGACUGAAGGAGAUAGCAGCAGAUGGCAACAGAGCAGGACAAGGAGGAGGAGAAGGCAUCCAAUUGACUUCACAUGAAGGAGCCAUUACCAUGAUCAACCUUCCAAAUUUAAGUUGCUUGAGUCUGGAUGGGCUGCCACAACUGAAGAACAUUUGCAAGGCAGCCAUGAUCUGCGAUUCAAUUGAGAAUAUUAAAAUAUUUAAUUGUCCAAAUUUAAAGGCUGCCUUCGUUUCUUCCUACCAUCAACGGACCACCAUAUUUGCUUCCAGCUGGCACCUUUUCUUCCCUUAA